UCGGUGGAAGUUUAUUGUACCAUAUACAUAAACCUCUCCUCUCCACCCUUAUCCUCUCAUGGCUUCAUCUCUCAUCGGAGUUUCCUCCGUCUACCAGACCAACCCAGCCGCCGACCACCCCAAACCCUCCAAUUCCGCCGCCCCCUUAUCCUUCCAUUUCUCCACAGCCCAUAACCCCUUCAGAUAUUUCUCCUCCUCCUCCGCCGCCCGCCUCAAGUCGGCCUCCAAGUCUCUCGUUACUUCGGCCGUCUUCGCCCCCAACUCUUCCGUUCUGAGCGAGGAGGCGUUCAAGGGGCUCGGGGGUUUCAGAAAGGGCCAAUUGGAUGUUAGCGGCGCUGAAUACGACGACGGCGUAGGGUCUGCUGAAGGUGGAUUCGGUGGAAUUGCGGCUGCUAAUGUUGACGAACUCGAUGUUUCUAAAUUAGGGUUGCCUCAGCGCCUUGUCGACACGCUCGCCAAACGUGGAAUUACUCAGCUUUUCCCUAUUCAAAGAUCCGUAUUAGUGCCUGCAUUGGAAGGUCGUGACAUAAUCGCUCGUGCAAAGACCGGGACAGGAAAAACAUUAGCAUUUGGUAUUCCCAUACUCAAAGGACUUGAUGCUGAAAACGAAAGAGGUUCUUUAAGACGGGGCCGUUUUCCGAAAGUAUUGGUCCUCGCACCCACGAGGGAACUAGCUAAGCAAGUGGAGAAAGAAUUUACCGAGUCCGCCCCAUAUUUGAGCACUGUCUGCAUAUAUGGAGGGGUUUCGUAUGUCACACAGCAAAGCGCACUUACACGUGGAGUUGAUGUUGUGGUCGGAACUCCCGGUAGAAUUAUCGACCUGAUCAAUAACAAUAACUUACAAUUGGGGGAAGUUCAAUAUUUGGUCCUCGAUGAAGCUGAUCAAAUGCUGGCAGUUGGAUUUGAGGAGGAUGUUGAAACCAUUAUGGAGAAGCUUCCCCCAGUGAGGCAGAGCAUGCUUUUUUCGGCAACCAUGCCUAGUUGGGUUAAGAAAUUAGCUCGAAGAUUUAUGAAUAAUCCUCUGACUAUUGAUCUCGUUGGUGAUCAAGACGAGAAAUUGGCAGAAGGGAUUAAGCUAUAUGCUAUUCCAACUACAACAACAUCUAAGCGGAGUAUCCUCGGUGAUCUUGUGACGGUUUAUGCAAAAGGUGGGAAAGCCAUUGUUUUCACGCAGACCAAACGAGAUGCUGAUGAAGUGUCUCUAGCAUUGACAAACAGCAUCCCUUCAGAGGCACUGCAUGGCGACAUCUCUCAACACCAAAGGGAAAGAACAUUGAAUGCUUUUAGACAAGGAAGAUUUACGGUGCUUGUUGCCACUGAUGUUGCAGCUCGUGGUCUUGAUAUUCCAAAUGUCGACCUUAUUAUCCAUUACGAACUUCCGAACGACCCAGAAACAUUCGUGCACCGUUCUGGCAGAACAGGACGCGCAGGAAAAGAAGGCAGAGCUGUUUUGAUGUUUACCAGUAGCCAGAGGCGAACUGUCAAGUCUCUCGAGCGUGACGUCGGGUGCAGGUUCGAGUUUAUUAGUCCACCAUCUGUUCAAGAGGUUCUAGAAGCAUCAGCCGACCAAGUAGUUGCCACACUCGGUGGGGUCCACCCCGAAUCUAUUCAGUACUUCACUCCAACUGCACAAAGACUCAUGGACGAAAGAGGAGUAGAUGCUCUUGCUGCUGCCAUAGCUACCUUGAGUGGUUUCUCACAGCCUCCUUCCUCUCGUUCUCUUAUUACUCAUGAACAGGGUCUAGUUACCUUGCAGUUGACACGUGAUAGUGUUUAUUCUCGAGGAGCUCUAUCUGCUAGAUCUGUGACCGGGCUUCUAUCCGAUGUUUAUUCUGCUGCUGCCGGUGAAGUAGGCAGAAUACACAUUAUUGCAGAUGAACAGGUUCAGGGAGCAGUUUUCGAUCUUCCAGAAGAGAUUGCAAAAGAGUUGCUAAAUAAGGAACUACCACCAGGAAAUACUAUUGCCAAGAUCUCUAAGUUACCUACUUUGCAAGACGAUGGGCCUGCAAGCGACUAUUAUGGCAGGUUUUCCAACAAUGAGAGGCGCCCGCAAAGAGGUUCGACCGAUCGAAGAAGUAGUUUUAAAUCUUCCGGUGACUGGUUGGAUGGCAAUGAUGACGACGAAGGCGGCUACAAAAGAGGCGGCGGCGGUGGUGGCCGGGGCAGAGGUGGUGAAAAUAGGUGGUCGAAGAACUCGAGAAGCAGUGGGAGUAGUGAUUGGCUGAUUAGUGAUAGAAAAACGAGUAGGUCACCAUCUUAUGGGGGCGGCAGAUCACCGUCUUAUGGGGGUGGCAGAUCAUCUUCUUAUGGUGGCGGUGGUCGGUCAUCGUCCUUUGGUGACAGGGACAGAUCACCGUCUUAUGGGGGUGGUAGAUCAUCAUCUUUUGGGGACAAGGACAGAAGCUUUGGAGGAGCAUGUUUUGUGUGUGGGCGCAGUGGGCACCGUGCAUCCGAAUGCCCGAACAAGAAGGAGUAUUAGUUCUCAUAUAAACAUAUUUCCAGUUUGCAGUGUAGUGUUCAAAAGACACGAUAUAUCGGGUGAAAAUGUGCAAAGAUUCUUGGGGCAUCUAUCUACAUACUAUACCUCGUUCAUUUGCGCUACGCUUACCUUUUGGCCAGGCGGGCUUAUUAUAUAUCUCAUGUCUUUUAUGCCAAUAGAAGCCAAUUCAUUUUGGAGGUGGUUAAUGAUUUUGGCUCAAGUACUGGAAAAUUAUUUUGUGUGUUCCUUAGAGAGGAAGUGCUCUGCAUAUAGAGUAGUAGUAUAUGUUUUAUUUUUUUAACCACACUGAUGUUUGUUUGCAGUCUCAAGAUUUUUAGUAUAUCUUUUUCAAUUCAGUGCAUGUUUACUUU
Molecule: messenger RNA, 2850 nt
Organism: Erythranthe guttata (spotted monkey flower)
Lineage: Eukaryota; Viridiplantae; Streptophyta; Magnoliopsida; Lamiales; Phrymaceae
Product: DEAD-box ATP-dependent RNA helicase 3, chloroplastic
Cellular component (GO): cytosol
Molecular function (GO): ATP binding; RNA helicase activity; RNA binding
Source: RefSeq, a predicted model, not a curated record